Molecule: messenger RNA, 2834 nt
Organism: Erinaceus europaeus (western European hedgehog)
Lineage: Eukaryota; Metazoa; Chordata; Mammalia; Eulipotyphla; Erinaceidae
Product: transmembrane protease serine 11B-like protein
Exons: 10
Coding region: 59-1309 (416 amino acids)
Biological process (GO): proteolysis
Cellular component (GO): plasma membrane; extracellular region
Molecular function (GO): serine-type endopeptidase activity
Source: RefSeq, a predicted model, not a curated record
GAAGCAGAGAAGUGUCCUUUAUCUUUAUUAACACCAGCAGCUAUUAUACCAGCACAUAAUGUAUAGACCAGCCACAGCUGCUCGCACCUCUUUGCCAUUAUGGAUGAUUGCCCUCCUUGUGUUUGGAGUGUUGGCGAUCCUAGGAACAAUUAUUGGUCUCCUGGUUCAUUUUUUGACAGUAGAAAACAGGACCUAUUAUUACAGAGGUAGCUUCAAAGUGUUGAAUAUUACAUAUAAUAGAAAUUAUGAAAAGGAGACAUCACCAGAAACUCACUAUCUUAGCAAAAUUCUUGAAACAAAGAUGUCUGAUGCAUUUGAAAGCUCUGAUAUUUAUAAAAAAUAUAUUAAUUCUCAAGUCAUCACACUGGUACCUGACAGCAAUAGUGUAACAGCAAAUAUAUGGCUGGUGUUCAGGUCUCCCAAAUCAAUGAAAGAAAAGACAAGAGGAAGAAUUCAAAGUAUCUUACGCCAAAUGUUGAAGAACAAUGCAGGACCAUUGAACACAGAUCCCAAUUCUCUGCAGAUCACAGAAAUCAGAAAGGCUGAUGCUGAAAAAAUGAUCAAUAACCGCUGUGGGAGACGAGCAAGGAUGUCAGCUACCUAUGAUAGAAUCAGGGGUGGUUCCAGUGCUCAGGAGGGAGAAUGGCCGUGGCAAGCAAGUAUCCAGAAGAAUGGUCGACACUACUGUGGGGCAUCUCUGAUCAGUGAAAGAUACCUGGUGACUGCAGCUCAUUGCUUUCAAAAGACAACCAAUCCCAAAAACUAUACUGUCAGCUUUGGCACUAUAGUAAGACCCCCUUAUAUGAAACAUAAUGUUGAACAAAUCAUUAUUCAUGAAGACUACAUUCGGGGUGAACACCAUGAUGACAUUGCAAUCAUACUGCUCUCUGAAAGAGUUUCAUUUAAAAACGAUGUACACAGAGUUUGUCUUCCUGAAGCCACACAGAUUUUCCCCCCCGGUGAAGGAGUUGUUGUUACAGGAUGGGGAGCACUUUUUUAUGAUGGUAACUAUCCAGAGUCACUUCAGAAAGCACCUGUGAAGAUUAUUGAUACAGCCACUUGUAAUUCUCAAGAAGGAUAUAAUGGUAUGGUGUUGGACACAAUGCUAUGUGCCGGGUACAUGGAAGGAAAUAUUGAUGCCUGCCAGGGUGAUUCUGGAGGACCACUUGUUCACCCCAAUUCUCGAAAUAUUUGGUACCUUGUUGGAGUAGUGAGCUGGGGUGUAGACUGUGGGAGAGUCAAUAAGCCAGGUGUCUACAUGCGAGUGACUUCUUACCGAAACUGGAUCGCCUCCAAGACUGGUAUCUAAAAGAAAAACAUUUAAUAAUGCCUACCUUGGGCCACUUUGACCUGUUACUCCUAAGCCUCACUUAACAUGCCUUUUUAAUUAGUAUAUACAACAAUUAUGUCGAAAGAGUUGUUACAUGGAGUUAAUAUUUAGGGACUCUAUUAUUUGUUUUCUAUAUAAUGAACAACAUCACAGUUAUCUCAUCUCAGUACAAAGACUUGGGACUUGGUGUUCAGACUUCCUGGAAUCAGGAACAUAUGUCCUUGGUAAAUUAGGUGGCAUUGUGAGAGACUGGAAGCAACAUGUCAAGGUUCCAUUAGAACAUGCUGUAUCUGCCUUCAUGUCUUAGUUUUCAUGAAAAGGGGUGGUUGUGAACUAAACUUACUCAGGCUUUAGAGUCAGACUCGAGUCUUUUAUUUGUAUUAAGAUCUUGGUUAACUUUACAAGUGUUGUGAAAUAAUUUCAGCAGCAGCAAAACUAGGCAAAGCAACACAUUUUAGACCUAGAGAAACAAGUUAUACUUCUUCACUGUUGAUACAGGUUUAUAGGAAACUUUACUUAUGAACAUGUUUAAUACACCUUAAAACAGAUUUAAUUUAAAGGCAGACAUUGUUCUAUGUGAAAUAUUUCUUUCUUUUAUUGUCUUUUUUUUUAAGUCCUUAAAGGUAGCAUUCACUAAUUUAUUGUUGAUUUUUUUCUAUUCUUUCCACUGGUUCAUGGUUUAGAAGAAGAAUUUAGGGUGGCAGAAGAUCUAAUCUGAGACUGGAGAAAGAGUUCCUAGAAGAAGCCCAUGUCAAUAAUAUACAGCAUUGGGUCCCUCAAAGAUCUAUGGGUAAUAGAGGCUCCUAUUAUACAGGCUAGAGGAUAAGAACAGACCAGUCUGAGUGGGAGGCAUCAAACUGCAGUGCUUUGUUAGGGUGUCAGUCAUCUUCCUGAAGAGGUCCAGUUCCUGAUCUAAGAAAGCGAUUCUCUGCAAGUCAUGGAGGUAGGGUGUCUACAGGCAGAAUCUAGGGAAUAUAGAUUCAGGAGGGCCUCAGCUUGCAACUCCACUUAUUUGGGGGUAGCUUGUGCAGCUACCAGAAGAGUACUGGGUUGGUGUACUGGUUUUGUGCCUUAGAGGAAUAGUGGCAACCCUUAUACUUUGGCCAAUUUGUGGAAGUGAUGAAUGCCAUUGGGUGUGCUGUCACUAUAGAGACUAAAUAUGAAAAACACUGACUGUACUGUAGGCUGACCAGUUGGCUGAUAACAAUUGGCACACUGGGGAACCUAUUCUGUCAUCAUCAUCAUACAUUACUGAAAUAGGGAAGAGUAUAUUAACAGCAUUCUCAGAAACAUUAUUUUGAAAAUAUGACUUAAGUGUGAGGAAGAUAGCACAAUGGUUAUGCAAAAAUGGCUUCCAGGCACCAGAAGUCCCAGGCUCACUUCCUUCCACCACUAUAAGCUAGAGCUGAGCAGUACUUUGGUGAAAAUAAAUAAAUAAAUAAAAUAAAACUUUAAUGAUACUUAUUCUUAGUGUGAAACUUAAUUAUAUCAAUGAACAUUUUAA